Molecule: messenger RNA, 540 nt
Organism: Protopolystoma xenopodis
Lineage: Eukaryota; Metazoa; Platyhelminthes; Monogenea; Polystomatidea; Polystomatidae
Source: the annotation of a GenBank genome assembly
AUGGCAGAACUCACUGAUGAUGCCGACUACGAUGCCGGCGAAACGUUUAGGAAUGUAUCAAGUCCACUGUUAGCUGGUGGGAAUCAUGACAACUACUAUGGCAGACGACUUCGGACUAGGUGCAUUCUACAUAGUCGCCAUGACAACAAGACCAAAAGACGCAAUUCCAGCUCUGAGGGUGUCCAUCAUGUGAUGGACUGCCAAACUGCUGCAGUACAUCGAGGACUGGCCAUCGUUUCUGGCGAGAUCAACACACGAAUCUCUGCUUCAAGCAGUUCCAUACAAAAUGAAUGCCAAGAUGUUGUGGUCUCUGAUAUGAUCGCAGUCUUCCCUUCGAUGUAUAGAAAUGGGUUGACCUCGUUUGAGAAUGUAUCAAUUCCACUGUCAGAUGGUGGGAAUCAUGACAACUUCGGACUAGGUGCGUUCUACAUAAACGCCCUGACAACAAGACCAAGUUGCGACAACGAAGUUAACCCACUUCUUAAACAGCUUACGCCUCUCAGUCUCGUAAUUAUCCUCUCAUUUCUGGAUAGAAAGUAA